This is a messenger RNA of Tyto alba (common barn owl), 2461 nucleotides long. It is a transcript of the gene FDFT1, whose product is annotated as farnesyl-diphosphate farnesyltransferase 1. Bases 57 to 1403 code for a protein of 448 amino acids. Gene Ontology annotation, biological process: cholesterol biosynthetic process; farnesyl diphosphate metabolic process. Gene Ontology annotation, cellular component: endoplasmic reticulum membrane. The transcript has 9 exons. Lineage: Eukaryota; Metazoa; Chordata; Aves; Strigiformes; Tytonidae. The record is from RefSeq and is a predicted model, not a curated record. Gene Ontology annotation, molecular function: squalene synthase [NAD(P)H] activity.
CUCCGGUUAAGCACCGGGUGUUGGGGGGGCGGCGGCGGCGGCAGCGGCGGGGGGGGAUGAGCGCGGCCCCCAUGGAGCUGCUGAGGAAAUGGCUGGGCCACCCCGAGGACAUCUACAACCUGCUGCGCUUCAAGAUGGGCGGCUACCGGGCCGUCAUGCCGCGCAUCGACCCGGACUCGUUGGGACGCGGGCUCCGUACCUGCUACCAGUACCUCAACCAGACCAGCCGAAGUUUCGCCGCUGUUAUUCAAGCCCUGGAUGGAGAGCUGCGACAUGCCGUCUGUAUAUUCUACCUAGUUCUCCGUGCCCUGGACACUAUAGAGGAUGACAUGACCAUCAACUUAGAUGUAAAGGUCCCGAUGCUGCAUGAGUUUCAUUCCUAUCUCUAUCAACCAGAGUGGAAAUACACGGAGAGCAAGCAGAAGGACCGGCAGGUGCUCGAGGACUUCCCAACGAUCUCCCUGGAGUUCAGGAACCUGUCAAAGGUCUAUCAGGAUGUGAUUUCAGAUAUUUGCCACAAGAUGGGUGUCGGGAUGGCGGAGUUCUUGGACAAGAAGGUGGACUCUCAGCAUGAGUGGGAUAAGUAUUGUCACUAUGUUGCUGGGCUGGUGGGGAUCGGCCUUUCCCGUCUCUUCUCUGCAUCAGAGCUAGAAGAUCCUAUCGUCGGGGAGGACACAGAGCUGGCCAAUUCCAUGGGCCUCUUCCUGCAGAAAACCAACAUCAUCCGUGACUAUCUGGAGGACCAGCUGGAGGGAAGGGAGUUCUGGCCCAGAGAGGUUUGGAGCAGAUACGCAAAGAAGCUCUCAGAUCUGGCCAAACCAGAGAACAUCGAUAUGGCUGUCCAGUGUCUGAAUGAGCUCAUCACCAACGCCCUUCACCAUGUACCUGAUGUCCUCACAUACUUAUCCCGCCUGAAAAACCAAAGUGUCUUCAACUUCUGUGCUAUCCCCCAGGUGAUGGCUAUUGCCACGUUGGCUGCCUGCUAUAACAACAGGCAGGUGUUCAGGGGCAUCGUGAAGAUCCGGAAGGGACAAGCCGUCACUCUAAUGAUGGAUGCCACAAAUAUACAAGCUGUCAAAGCCAUCAUGUACCAGUAUGUGGAAGAGAUCUACCAGAAGAUCCCAAGCGCGGACCCCUCAUCCAACAAGACGCAGCGGGUCAUCGCCUCCAUCCGCGCCACGAGCUUGCCUGGCAGCCCCACGGCGUCACGCCACCACUACUCCCCCAUCUACCUGUCGUGCGCCAUGCUCCUGGCCGCCCUGAGCUGGCAGUACCUGACCACCAUCUCCAAGGCCACCGAGGAGAUGAUUUUAAACUCCAUUUGCCUGUUUUCUUGCUUGAGAUUUGAGACACCUUUUCAGCUCAGAGCUGAGCAAAACCUGGGUUUUGCUCCCUUUUCUUAGGCAGCCUCUUGCCUCUAGUGCCUGCUCCACACUGGAAAGACGCUGCUUCGGCUGGGAGAGGAACAUGCUUCCUUAUCCAGGGAAAAAGCUCUGGCCACUUUCUGGCCCUCAGCCCAGACUGGUUGACAUCCUGGAAGCAGGCAGAGGCAACCUUCACGUUGCUGUUGUGCUGAAGGAGGCUGCUAGGUCUGAAACAAGACCUUUCAGUGUUAAAUACCGUUGGAAGUGGGAUGCUCUGUCCACUUUAAUUGAAAGCCAUCCACAGCAGUUCCCUGCCCUCUAGCACGUGGCACCCCGCACUUGCAAAGCUUUGUGUUUUAGCAGCUGGGGAGGUGGUUCAGAGGAGGAGGGAGCUGCUUGCAUGGCCCUGAGCUAAUAACCCCGUGCCUGACUCUGCUGUGGGGUCUGCACCACUUCUCCAGCCCAUGGGGACGGGUGGCUGUGGCAGAGCAGCACCGGGUACCUCUGCAAGGUGGUGGAGUUGGGGUUUGAACUGUGCUGUCCCUUGGAGGAUGCUUUUUGGGGGGCCUUGUUGCAUUGGCUGCCCCGAAAGGCAGCGAUGAUCCCUGCCAUGGGUUGGGAAGGCUUGAAUCACCUUGAGAAGGCCAGGGCAGGUUUCCCUGGCCCCUAUGACUCUAGCUUGGGAUGAAUCUCUGGGGUUAGACUGACAUGCAAACUGGAAGAGGCUUCCACUGCUGUUCUGAAACGCAUCAGGCUGGAUUUACAAGUGGGCUAUGUUCCUCGUGGGAACAGCUUGGGUGAGAAGAUGAAACUGCUGGUGGAUUUUUGUUUUUGUGGUCCCUAUCACCCUGAAAUGCUGCUUUGCCUUUGGGAAGGAGAGGAGAGCCUGUGUCCUGGUGCAGGACAGAGCUCAGUCUACCAGGUGCAGUUCGGUGGCCUUGGCAAGGCCAAGCCCCUGUGGCCAGACUGUUACUCAGAGGGAGUACCAAUGUAGAUAGUUUUAAGCUAUUGUUCAAAAAAACUUGUGGUAGCUCUCUUUGUGCAGCUUCCUGUCUUGUUGAAAUUAAAGUUUUCUUUGGGAAAAAAGAAAAAAAAAA